Messenger RNA from Racocetra fulgida, 303 nucleotides. Lineage: Eukaryota; Fungi; Glomeromycota; Glomeromycetes; Diversisporales; Gigasporaceae. The record is from the annotation of a GenBank genome assembly.
AUGCACAAUCGUUCUCUUUUCCAACAAAAGUGGCAAGCGAAAAGGGAAACACGCGCUUAUCAUGGUGCUCAACUGACCGAGCGACAGUUUAAGAGGAUAUUUGAACCACGUUUACCACCAACAAAUAUUCGUUUAGAUGGUAAAGGAACUACUGAAAGCAAACAUCCUCAUAUAGCGGUUUUAACUUAUACGAGUCUAGAGAGAAGAUUAGAUUUCAUUAUAUUUAGAAGUUGUUUUGCUAAUAGUAUUUGGGCAGCUAGACAAUUAGUGGUUCAUGGUAAAGUUACCGUUAAUGGAAAAAAG